Ostreococcus lucimarinus CCE9901 is the source of this 903-nucleotide messenger RNA. RefSeq lists its product with no specific name. The transcript has a single exon. The record is from RefSeq and is a predicted model, not a curated record. Gene Ontology annotation, molecular function: 4-hydroxy-tetrahydrodipicolinate reductase activity; NADPH binding. Lineage: Eukaryota; Viridiplantae; Chlorophyta; Mamiellophyceae; Mamiellales; Bathycoccaceae. Gene Ontology annotation, cellular component: chloroplast stroma. Bases 1 to 903 code for a protein of 300 amino acids.
AUGCGCGCGCGCGGGCGCGCGAUCGUCGCGACGCGCGCGAGCGCGGACGGCGCGACGACGCGCGUGAUGGUGAACGGGGUGAGCGGAAAGAUGGGACACGCGACGGCGUGCGGCGUGGUCAAGCGCGCGGGGUUCGAGCUGGUGCCGUACGCGCUGACGAAGCGGGCGACGGCGGCGACGACGGAUGUGCUGGGGACGGAGGUGCGAGGCGUGGACGUCGGCGAGGAGGACGCGGGAGAGACGCUGGAACGCGCGAAACGGGAGUAUCCGGGGUUCAUCGUGGUGGAUUACACGCAACCGGACAGCGUGAACUCGAACGCGGCGCUGUACGUGAAGCACGGGGUGCCGUUCGUGAUGGGGACGACGGGGGGUGACCGCGAACGCAUGCUCCGAGAGGUGAAGGAGAGCGGAAAUUACGCCGUGAUCGCGCCGCAGAUGGGGAAGCAGGUGGUGGCGUUUCAAGCGGCGAUGAAAUUGAUGGCCGAACAGUUUCCCGGCGCGUUCGAGGGGUACACGCUGACGGUGACGGAAUCGCACCAGAGUAGUAAAAAGGAUACGAGCGGCACGGCGAAAGCCAUCGUGGCGUCGUUCAACGAUCUCGGGUGUGGGUUCGAUUUGAACGAUAUCGAGCUCGUGCGCGACGUGGAGAGCCAAACGGGGAAGAUGGGCGUGCCCGAAGAACACUUGUUGGGGCACGCGUUUCACACCUAUCGCCUGACGAGCGCGGACGGCACGGUUUCGUUUGAGUUUCAGCACAACGUGUGCGGACGAAGCAUUUACGCCGAAGGUACGGUCGACGCGGUGGGGUUCUUAAAGCGCAAGGUGGACGCGAAGGAUCCAAAAACGUUGUACGACAUGAUCGACGUCUUGAAAGAGGGCGCUAUGGGGGAGUGGGUCAAGUGA